Messenger RNA from Dentiscutata erythropus, 882 nucleotides. The record is from the annotation of a GenBank genome assembly. Lineage: Eukaryota; Fungi; Glomeromycota; Glomeromycetes; Diversisporales; Gigasporaceae.
AUGUGUGAAAAAUCACUACCAUAUGGAAAAGAUGGUUACGAUACUGAUGAUGAGGGAUGGAUAACAUCUCCCAUUAAAAUUGAACAAACUACCUCCAAUGAAUCGAAUAAAAAAAUGUUAGUUCUUAAUCAGAUUAGUAGUCAAAGUGAAAAAGAUUCAAGGAAUAUAAAAGGCAAAAGCAAUUUGCAAGAAAUGAAAAGUAAAAAAGGCUCAAAGAAUAUAAAAGACAAAAGUAAUUCGCAAGAAAUGGAAAAAAUUAUUUUCGAAAUACUUCUAGAGGUCGUUCCAGAAAUGCUUCCAGAGAUCAUUUCCGAAAUGCUUCUAGAGAUUAUUUCCAAAGUACUUCCAGAGGUCGAGAUCAUUCUCGAAAUGCUUCUAGAGGUCAUUCCUGAAAUGCUUCUAGAGAUCAUUCCCGAAAUACUUCCAGAGGUCAAGGUCAUUCCCGAAAUGCUUCUAGAGAUCAUUCCCGAAGUACUUCCAGAGAUCAUUCCCGAAAUGCUUCCAGAGAUUAUUCUCGAAGUACUUCUAGAGGUUCCCAAAAAUUAUUCAAGUUCUUCAUUUUCAUCUCAACUAUCCUCAAGCCCUGAGCCAAAUGUAUAUCUUAAAUAUGAGGAUAUGGAUAAAAGUUUAAGAAAUGCACUUCAGUUAUUGGAUCUUAAUAAAACCUAUCAACAGCAACAAACCUUUGUAGAUUAUACAGUAAUUCCUUUGGUAUCAAAAACAAUAAACAAAAGAGUGUUUCUAGUAGUCGAUGGAGUUAUCAAACAUAUAAUAUACGAACAGCACCGACACCAACAUGAAGAAUACCUUAAUAAAAAAAAGGGUGCAAAGUGGGUCGAUGCUAAAGCAAGAAAAAAACAUUCCAAUUCCAGGCUUAUUGAA